UGGGUUUGGGUAGAAUGGCUUGAAUGGUAUGGGCUACCCAAAUCCUCCCGAACAAAGCGCCAUGUAGGCCCGUCCCGUACAAAACAUUGAGAAAGCUCAAACCCCACAAAGCGCAGUUCCCCGUCCACCUCUCGCUCUCGGCGUUCCCGAACCCUCUCGUCUCGUCGUCUCCCCGACGCCGCCGCUUCCGCUUCCGCCGGUGAGCUAGGGCUUCCUGCUCCGGGGCCUCCCCCCGGGUCCCGCCUUCAUGGCAGGAGACAGCGAUGACGAGGAUCUCGUGGUCUACGGGACGCCCAUCGAGCGGGAGGAGGACACCUCCGCCCGCAAGCGCCGGGCCGUCGCCGAGUCCGGACAGCUCCGCGCCCUGCCCGCCUGGAAGCAGGAGGUCAGGGAUGAGGAAGGAAGAAGAAGAUUUCACGGUGCAUUUACUGGAGGCUUCUCUGCUGGCUUUUACAAUACUGCUGGCUCAAAAGAGGGGUGGACUCCACAGACAUUUACAUCAUCACGAAAAAAUAGAGCUGAGGUGAAAAAGCAAAGCAUACAUAGUUUUCUUGAUGAGGAUGAUGUAAAGGAUAUGGGAGGUAAUGCUUUGGAGACAUCUCAGCAGUACGAUACUUUUGGUUUUACAGCUGCUGAAUAUGCCCGAAAACAAGCAUCCAAGGAACAAAAAGAGAGACCAUUGGCUAUACCUGGUCCAAUACCUGAUGAAUUGGUUGUCCCUACCACAAAUUCAAUUGGUGUGAAGUUGCUAACGAAAAUGGGUUGGCGCCAAGGACGCUCCAUCAGGGACUCGCAUUCUGAUUCUUUAUAUGAAUCACGGAGGAAUGCUAGAAAAGCUUUUAUUGCGCUCUCUGGUGUCAAGAAUGACGAGGGUGAAGAUCAAAUUGAUUCUGACAAGCCUAGCUUAGAUCAAACUGUUGUGGGCUCAUUUGAGGAAAUGCGUGCAUCCAGAAACACUCCUGUCUACGUGCUUCAUCCAAAGCAGGAUUUGCAUGGAUUAGGUUAUGAUCCAUUCAAGCAUGCUCCUGAGUUUAGAGAUAGGAAAAAAUUGCAGAAGUCAAGAGAUAGGGACCACAAAAGAAAUAAUGUUUUAACAAGGGGAAGUCUUCUGAUUUCGAACUCAGGACAUUAUGCACCUGGCUUUGGGAUUGGAGCUCUUGAAGAGCUUGAUGUUGAAGAUGAGGAUAUUUAUGCAUCAGGUUUUGCUUAUGAGCAAACUGAAGUUGAUAUCGAGCCUUCAAAAACCGGUGAUGGUAAUUACAAACUUGACAACAGAAAAAGAGGUGUCUUCCUGAGCUUUAAGAUUGCCACAAAUUCCGAUUACAAACUUGAAAGAUUCCAUCCUCCUGAGAUCCCCGUUGAUUUUGAUGGUCGACACAAGUUUCCAACUCCAGUUCAGCCUGCAGAGAAGUUUUCUGAUUCUGCUCCUCCUGAGGUUCCUCCUCCAGAAGACACUAGCUUGGCACUAUUGAUUGAGGGUUGUGCAGCUAUGGUUGCACGUUGUGGAAAACAUAUUGAAGAUUUUUAUAAGAAGAAAAGUAAGACAAAUCCACAGUUUCUUUUCCUUAGUGGAGGAGAUGGUUGUAACUGCUAUACAAGAAAAUUAUGGGAGCAUCAGCAAAAAUAUAUUGGUCAGCGAAGGCCAGUUGUUGCAAAGUCAAAGCCUCCUUCUGACAAGUUGACAGCAGAGAAUCGUGGGAAAAUUCUUGGCGAAAGGCCCCUUGAUAGAAGUACCAAACUACAUAGCUCAUCUCUCUCUGCGAGAGAAGCAGUUCAACUUCAAUCCAAUCUUGUUGACACGUUUGUCAAGCCAAUUUCCCUUGAUGGUCUACCUGAGUCUGAGAAGCCUUUUAGAAAUGAUCCUGCCAAACAAGCUAGAUUUGAGCAGUUUCUUAGAGAUAAAUAUCAGGGAGGUCUUCGUGCUGCAAAUGUUACACAUAUAAGUACAAUGUCAGAUGCUGAUCGUGCUCGAGAAAGGCUGGAUUUUGAGGCUGCUGCAACGGCAAUUGAAAAGGGCAAGGAAAAAAAGGUUAUUGAUCCUUCAUCAGUGCUGUGGUUGCCUGGAAUGAAUGAGCAACGUUUUAUAUCGGCAACUCAACUAGAGGGCUCUGUAGUGCCUCAAGAUGAGAAACCCAUCUAUCCACGAAGGGAGCAGUUUGAGUGGCGACCUUCACCAAUACUGUGCAAGCGUUUUGAUGUUGUUGACCCUUUCAUGGGGAAGCCAAUGCCUAUUCAAAGACCAAGAAGCAAGAUAGACAACCUCAUCUUAAUGACAGAAUCCACCAAGGGAACAAAGGAUGAAGUAGAGAGUUCUAGUAGGAGUUCACAGCAUGCUUCUGUGGCAAGAAUAACAGAGGCUGGAUCACAGGGAACUGCAAAUGACCCUGAUAUUGAGCACAGCAGCAUGCAAAGACAUGUUGAUCUUUACAAGGCUAUCUUUUCUGAUGACUCAGAUGAUGAUACGGAAGAAAUUCUUAAUAAUCAACCAGUGGAUCCAGUAAAGACAAGUGAAGGUGCCAACAUGGCUCUCAAUCGUCUUGUUGCUGAGGAUUUCCUUGAAUCAUUGGGUAAAGAACUGGGGUUGGAGGUCCCACCAGAAAGACCAGAUGUUUUAUUUAGAUCUGAAACACUUUCAGCAGCUGGUGCAAGUGUCUCAUCUAAGAAUGAAAAGAUAACAUCUGUUUGCACGGAAGUAAAGGAGAAUCAGAGCUCUCUUGGCAUGGCGGAAGUUGGCAAGGCCAAUGCAGAUGCUCCUUUAGCCAGUGCUGAAAAGAUUUAUUUGAGAUAUGAGAAGCAGGAGCAUAGAACCGAGGAAAGCAGGUCACACCCUUCGCAUCGGCAAAGCAAGAAUUGUAGUCCGGAUUCUGAUUCAUCUAGUGAACGGCAUAGGAGUAGGAACAGAAGAUCACAUCAUUACAUCCGGAGUGGAACUCCAGAAUCUGACUCUUCCAGUGAACGCCAUAGGAGUAGGAGAAGAAAGUCUCAUUCAAGGCAUAGAAAAGGCAGGAGUAGAACUCCGGAUGCUGAUUCUCCCAGUGCCACCCAACACGAUGAUAGAAAACGCCAGAAGAAAAGGCAUCACCGAACUUACACACCUGAUACUGAUUCUAGCGAUCAUGAAUACAAGGAAAGAUUCAAAUCUAGUAAAGACAGAAGCAGAAAACAUUCUAGACACCACAAGCACGGAAGAAAAGAUCAUGCAGAAUGAGAAUUGCAGGAAUAUACGACUGUACAGGUCAGGGAAAAUUCAGGGAAGAGCUGCUGUUCCUUUUGCAAACCAUGUAAGUUUGAUGAGAACACUGGGGGAGAUAAGAAACAAUGCUUGCAUUGCAUGUUCAUGUUACAAGUACCACCGAAGUAUCUAAUUUUUCACCAGAAGCUUGAUGCAUGAUACAAGUCGAAUGCUGUGGAUGCUUUCCUUGUUUGUAGACCUAUUGUCCACAUGUCGCGCCUCGACCUUCGUUGUUUGUCCUUGUUUUUGCGUGUCUUUCCAACUCUGUCCACCCUAUCAGAUGUACAUAGACUCUCACAAGACAGAAGUAUGUCUUGAGCUUUUUUUGAAGAUCUUCCCAGAUUUGUUGUCCAUCUAAAAUUUUCAGCUAGGACAAGGUGUAUUCUCUGAGGCAUUCUCGUGUUGUGAACUAGUGAUCUUCAUGAAGACACAAUGACAAGUAGACUGUUUAUCA
Molecule: messenger RNA, 3686 nt
Organism: Phragmites australis (common reed)
Lineage: Eukaryota; Viridiplantae; Streptophyta; Magnoliopsida; Poales; Poaceae
Product: G patch domain-containing protein TGH homolog
Exons: 17
Coding region: 248-3208 (986 amino acids)
Biological process (GO): mRNA processing
Cellular component (GO): nucleus
Molecular function (GO): RNA binding
Source: RefSeq, a predicted model, not a curated record